GAGAUGUGACCCUUAAACAGGCAGUUUGAUGGGAUUUCAACCGUCAUCACAGUGGAUUUAAAGCUUCUAUUUGUCUCUUGGAUGAGCUGAGUGAUGCACCCAGAAAUGUGCUAAACUCUCUCAGCGUAUCCAGGUUUUCUUUGCUGAUCGUAUCUUAUUCUGGGGAUCGGUUGACACGCAGCUGACUGGAGGGAUUCGGACAUGAAGGAGUUGACGUGAUCUGUUUUUCUCUGCUGCGAUGAACCCUGUGGUCAUGACGCUGAGGUGGACUGUGAGUAAGCUGAUGAUGGUGAUCCUGCUGGACUUCCCAAAUGAUAUUUGGAUGCUGCCGGCUCCCAAAAAGGUUUCCAUGGAUUCUGUGGACAUGAGACACACACUGAGGUGGCGCCCCCUGCAGGCUUCAUGCAACACUACCGUCCUGUACUCCGUCCAGUACCAGGGAGAGUUCGAGCUGCUGCUCAGGAACGGCAGCUGGGUGGACGCCGCCGAGUGCCAGCAGAUCCCUGAAACUCACUGUGACCUGAGCUUCGACCUCGGGUCCGACUCCGACUACAACCUGCAGGUCAGAGCUCAGUGUGGCUCGCAGCUCUCAGCCUGGACCCGCCUCAGCCAGCCCUUCAACCGGAGAGACACGGUGAUGACGGUGCCGGAGAUGCUGGUGACGACGGCGGGCGACACCCUUCAGGUGACCUUCGACAAGCUUCCUCCUUUGGCCGCCGUCAGCGUGACGUUGUGGAAGAAAGACGACGAGACACAGGCUGCUGUGUUCUCGAUGCCCGCUGAGCAGACGGUGCUGCACAUCGCCGCCCUGCAGGUCGGAGCGAUGUACUGCUUCAGAGCUCAGAUCGUCCUGGACUCUGGGCUCCACAGCAGCAGCACCGACGCCCGCUGUGUGUCCAUCACAGGUGCUGUUCCCUGGAAGAAGCCGACCACCGUCACCGUCACCGUCAUCGUCAUGGCCGGUCUCCUGUUUGCUGUGUUCUGGUCCGUCGUUCACUGCCGGCCGGACGCCUGCCAAACAUAUUUCCAUAAAGAGCCGCUGCCACAGUCACUGAAAGGUAAUUGGGACAUAAAAAUCCUGAUGAGCCCUCAGGAGGACGAGCUUUGUGAGCGAAUCCCCGCGGUGCUGAGCGUCGACUCCAAGCGACGGGCAUCAAAAACAGAUGCUGAAUCCGCAGCACAUCUGGACAACCAACAGUACUGACGUUUUUUGGAGUUUGUGCCACAUUCAAAUCCUGCGGGUUGAACAAAAAGACGAAAAACUGAAGGAAACAACGUCAAGAUGCACUUAUGCUUCGUCAGAGGAUCACAUCCGACCACAGGCGAGAUUUCAGCAUCCACGUGUGACUCUCUGACCACAGUUUGUGGUCUAAAGGAGGUGAAACAUGACAAUAUGUUCACACUGAAGUGACAAAGCCCCGUCGUGGAUGCAGGAAUUCUGACUACUGUCUGCCAGGAACAAAGGAGGAAGUUGGAUGAUGUUGAAGCCUACAGAGGGAGGAGGUCAGGGUUGAUGAAUGGGUCCAAAAAAAAAACAACAAAAAAAAAAAAGUUUAAUUUAACUUGACUCUGCUGUUUGUUUGCUGUUUCCUACAGCAAAUCAAUGUCAGUAUCCUUCAACUAUGACCACAUUUAUUCUUGAACCUUAUUCACAAAGUUAAUAACGUGUCCAUGGAUCAAUAAGACGUCAUCGACAAUAUUAUGCUGAGCUAGAAGAUUUUUACGUUUUUUGGCAAUUAGACUCAGAUGACAAGUGGAUAGAAGAUAAGAUAGGACAGAAAGACUUUUAAAACAAAUACAAUGAUGCUUAUCAAAACAACUUAAAUGGACCGAGAGACUAGAAGCAUAGAUCUACCGUAUGAACUAUCCAGGAAUAAUUACAGUCAUAAGGGGAGGAAACAGUGAAGGUCACAUGGUUCUUGAAGGCUGGAGAAAAGAAAACAAUGAAGACUAGAGGCUGGGGGAGAUACAGUUAUGGUGCAUGAUGGAGCUGACAAACAGUAGAGGACUAUAAUGAAUAAAUGAGAAACAGCACAAAACUGAGCAGCUACAUGCAGAAUUUACCUCAGGGGUCUUAAGCUAUAGUGAAAUGGUGCAAUGGGGAGUCAAGCUUGUAGGAAUCUCUCAGAAACUAAAUUGUAAAACUGAAGAUGAAGCCUUCAAAAAGAAACUGAUGAGGGAGUGAACUCACCACAUCUUAAAAACACAUAGAAGGUCGAUAACAUUCAAGUGGAGCAUGUACAUCUGCAGGGAGUCAACAGAACACUGCUGAGGAACAGAAACAGGCUGCUGAGAUCCAGGAUGGAAGGGAAACUUUAGCUCAGGUUCAAGGAAAGACUUGAACAAACUUGGUUUGUGAAGGAAGAUUUUGUACAUUGUUAUGCCUAUUUUCUAUUAAAAUUCAAAGACUGUU
Molecule: messenger RNA, 2413 nt
Organism: Stegastes partitus (bicolor damselfish)
Lineage: Eukaryota; Metazoa; Chordata; Actinopteri; Pomacentridae
Gene: il20rb
Product: cytokine receptor family member B16
Exons: 7
Coding region: 239-1204 (321 amino acids)
Biological process (GO): cytokine-mediated signaling pathway
Cellular component (GO): plasma membrane
Molecular function (GO): interleukin-20 binding; cytokine receptor activity
Source: RefSeq, a predicted model, not a curated record